Molecule: messenger RNA, 1110 nt
Organism: Melampsora larici-populina 98AG31
Lineage: Eukaryota; Fungi; Basidiomycota; Pucciniomycetes; Pucciniales; Melampsoraceae
Exons: 5
Coding region: 1-1110 (369 amino acids)
Source: RefSeq, a predicted model, not a curated record
AUGGCACUUGGUGAACUUAAUAUAAAUGUUUUGAACAUCUCAGAUGCUACAACCCAAUCUGAACUGGCUUAUGAAGGAGUACAAAAGUGGACAAAGUAUCAUGACCUUUUUACAAAGGAUUUGGUGAUCACUCCAAUUCGUCAAAUAAUUCCUUACUUGGCUAGAACUUAUAGUAGCCCAACUGCUACCACAAAGCCCACUUGUUCGGAGAACUCCCUUAUUUCCAAUUUGAAAACAAGAAUCCGUACACCGACAAAAGCUACAAUCAGUGCUUUGGAAUACACGCUUGAAAUCCCGACAACGCCUGUGUCGAACGUACAAAGUUUACCAGCGUACCGUAGUACCUUCAGCGGAAGAGAAGAUAGCCUUACUCCCCAAAGCCAAAUCGAAGGCGAAAAGAGUUUAGAAUCCACCAGCCCUCUCACCAACGAAAGCUUUGAAGAAGAUAUAGGAACGACCAAAGACCAGCAAGGACAGACUACUCCAAAGCAGACUUCAGACACACAAGCCACUGCCAUCAUUAUUGACAGUCCAGUUAACAAAACUCGCAACCGACCUCCUAACAUUGAUCUCAGUGUUAGCCCAGCGGCACCAGCUACGAUUAGCCUAUUUGAGAGAUUCACGUCAAUACCUGGUUACUCCAGCCCGAGAAAUAGAAUACCCCCGUCGCAGGAUCCGAACACUCUGUCGGCGUUACGACUAGACUCCGCUCCAGCCAUAUCAGUGCAGAACCUCCAAUCAACAUCGACCCAUCUCCCGGAACCAACAGUCGAAGUUCGAGCUAUCUUGCAGCAGCACGAAGCGAAUUACGGUCUGUGGGUGAAAGCCCGAGAAGCAAAAGACGCGAAAGCAUUCAAACACACGACCAUCAUGGACAAAGACCUGCAUCGCAAAUUGAUCAAACAGAUGGGCUACCAACCUCUGCUAGAUCACACGAAAGGAUGGAAUCCAGUAGAAUGGGAUUGGACCACAUUCGAAAAGAAGAUAGUGGAAACGAGGGACAGCCGUCGCAACAACAAGCGCAAACCGUCCUCAAGACCUUCAGGGAGUGUAGCCGUAGCGGAUCUUCAGGAAGUAUUAGGUCUAGUGAAGAGCUACACGAGUCGUUAG